AUGAUGAGGGGAGCACUGCUUGUGCUGGCCUUGCUGGUGACCAGAGAGCUGACCUUUGAGACGUGUGAGGUGGAAGCCUGCCCUGUUUUUUAUGAAAUGCAGACCGCUGUGAACUUUGUACUACCAAGGGCAGCAUUAAAUGAAACCUUAGAUUCGGUCAGAGCUACAGAUGAGGAAAAAGCAGCCUUUGGAAAAAUCCAGGAUUGCUUCAUUGAAGGGGGACAUCAGAACCGGUUUAAUCAUCUGAAAUUUAAGAUUCUCAUGAUCUUCAGUAAGGAUUGCACUGGCUAUAGAAUAUCCACAUUGGUGAAUGUUAUUAGAGGAUUCAUCUCCAGUCUGCACUCUUUAGUGAGCUCAUCUUAG
Molecule: messenger RNA, 363 nt
Organism: Rangifer tarandus platyrhynchus (Svalbard reindeer)
Lineage: Eukaryota; Metazoa; Chordata; Mammalia; Artiodactyla; Cervidae
Source: the annotation of a GenBank genome assembly